This is a messenger RNA of Populus trichocarpa (black cottonwood), 577 nucleotides long. RefSeq names its product WRKY transcription factor 28. The transcript has 3 exons. Gene Ontology annotation, molecular function: sequence-specific DNA binding; DNA-binding transcription factor activity. NCBI's taxonomy places the organism in Eukaryota, Viridiplantae, Streptophyta, Magnoliopsida, Malpighiales, Salicaceae. Bases 80 to 493 code for a protein of 137 amino acids. The record is from RefSeq and is a predicted model, not a curated record. Gene Ontology annotation, biological process: regulation of DNA-templated transcription.
UGGAAAGGAGCACUUUCUUAAUUUGCAACUUUUGGAUAUCAAGCUAGCUAGCUAGCUAGGGUUUAAGUUCUCUCUAUAUAUGUACCCGGCCCUACCGCCCUUUAGAUUCUCCAUCAAAGCCACUAUAUACGAGAUUCAUCCAAUGGAAACUGAUCAGGAGGGUAGAGAAGAGCAGGAUACAGAUCGAGGAGGGCAGAGAUUGGUGCUGCCAGAAGAUGGGCAUGGAUGGAAGAAAUAUGGCCAGAAGUUCAUAAAAAAAAUUGGAAAAUUCCGGAGCUAUUUUAAAUGCCAGAAGCAGAAUUGUGUGGCAAAGAAGAGAGUCGAGUGGUCCAACCCUGAUUAUAUUCGAAUAUGGUACGAGGGAUCUCACAAUCAUGCCUCAUCUAUACAAGGGACUUCUUCCUCCGCUGCUGCAAAUCAGUACAGCUUGUACGCUCAAGUUUUUGGAUCAGAUCAACCAGCUGCUUCACGCACGCAUCAUCAAGAUGCUUAAUUGAUUGUUUAUCGUAUCGUUAGUUUCCUUUUUACCACUGUUACUGUCGCUGUCUCCGUUAAAAAAUAAUAUAAAUUAUAUAUU